AUGUCAGCUGAAAUUGUGACAGACCCUGUUGAGGCAUACAACCUGAUUACUAGCCAGUUACAGGAGGUCUUGAACGGGCAAAUCAUCAAGAAUGUUCUUGAGGUCGAGAAGAGGCCCCUAAAAAUCUACUGGGGUACUGCUCCGACCGGUAAACCACACUGUGGUUAUUUCGUUCCAAUGACAAAAUUGGCACAUUUUUUGAAGGCUGGUUGUGAAAUCACGGUUCUUCUUGCCGAUUUGCAUGCUUUCUUGGAUAACAUGAAAGCGCCUUUGGAGGUUGUCCAAUACAGAGCCAAGUACUAUGAGCACGUAGUCAAGGCCAUUUUGCGUUCCAUCAAUGUUCCGAUCGAGAAAUUGAACUUUGUCAUUGGUUCUUCUUACCAAAAGAGCCCAGAGUAUAUCAUGGAUAUCUUCAAGCUCUCUAAUGUGGUCUCGCAAAAUGAUGCCAAGAGAGCCGGUGCCGACGUUGUCAAGCAAGUUGCAAACCCCCUUUUGUCUGGUUUGAUCUACCCUCUGAUGCAAGCGCUUGAUGAGGAGCACUUGAAGGUGGAUGCCCAGUUUGGAGGUGUUGACCAAAGGAAGAUCUUUGUGCUUGCCGAGGAGAACCUUGGAGCUCUGGGAUACAAGAAGAGAGCCCAUUUGAUGAACCCAAUGGUGCCUGGUCUUACUCAGGGCGGAAAGAUGUCAGCAUCUGACCCCAACUCCAAGAUUGACAUUUUGGAAGAACCCAAACAGGUGAAGAAGAAGAUAAAUACUGCUUUCUGUGCUCCGGGCAACGUCGAGGAGAACGGCCUGCUCUCCUUUAUCGAGUAUGUAAUUGCCCCAAUUCACGAGCUCAAGCACGGAACUGGGACAUUUGAGUUCAACGUUGAUCGUCCAGAGAAGUACGGUGGUCCUAUCAGCUUCAGCAGCUUUGAGGAGUUGAAGCAAGCCUUCAAGGAGGAGAAAUUGGCUCCUCCGGAUCUCAAAUCUGGUGUGGCGGAUGCCAUCAACGUUCUCCUGGCUCCUAUCAGAGAGGAAUUUGCCAACAAUGCCGAGUUCCGUGAAGCUCAAGAAAAAGGUUACCCUGCUCCUGUUGAGGAGAAGAAGAAGGUGAAGAAGGUGAAGAACAGAGGAACCAGAUUUCCAGGCUCCAAGCCAGAAGGUGAGGCUCAGACCACUGAAGAGGUGGCAGCCAAGCUAGAAGAGACCAAGUUGGAAUAG
Kuraishia capsulata CBS 1993 is the source of this 1203-nucleotide messenger RNA. RefSeq lists its product as uncharacterized. The record is from RefSeq and is a predicted model, not a curated record. Gene Ontology annotation, biological process: tyrosyl-tRNA aminoacylation. The transcript has a single exon. Bases 1 to 1203 code for a protein of 400 amino acids. Gene Ontology annotation, molecular function: tyrosine-tRNA ligase activity; ATP binding. NCBI's taxonomy places the organism in Eukaryota, Fungi, Ascomycota, Pichiomycetes, Pichiales, Pichiaceae.